Messenger RNA from Gymnodraco acuticeps, 7691 nucleotides. RefSeq names its product glutamate receptor, ionotropic, kainate 5 (gene grik5). Gene Ontology annotation, biological process: modulation of chemical synaptic transmission; synaptic transmission, glutamatergic; monoatomic ion transport. Gene Ontology annotation, cellular component: kainate selective glutamate receptor complex; plasma membrane; postsynaptic membrane. Gene Ontology annotation, molecular function: transmitter-gated monoatomic ion channel activity involved in regulation of postsynaptic membrane potential; kainate selective glutamate receptor activity. NCBI's taxonomy places the organism in Eukaryota, Metazoa, Chordata, Actinopteri, Perciformes, Bathydraconidae. The record is from RefSeq and is a predicted model, not a curated record.
CAGACAGACAGACAGACAGGAAGACAGACAGACAGACAGACAGGAAGACAGACAGGAAGACAGACAGACAGGAAGACAGGAAGACGGGAAGACGGGAAGACGGGUACACAGCCUGUUCCAAGUGUCAGGCACACAAUCUGCACAGAAGCAUUUCAUUGUCAUUCUAUGCAGGAGUAGUUUGUGAGGAAGACACAGGGAGAAGGUAAGACAGCAAAUAAAUGCGUUUUUCGCUUGUGGUUAAUUCAUCUGCAUCCACCUCAGUCAGUACGUUGGCACUGCGAGGGAGGGGGGCUGUUUCUAGAAAGGAAAUACAGGUUGCAGAAAGAGACAGAGAGAGAGAGGCAGAGAAACAGAGGGAGAGAGCAGGUGUCGGAAAUCCUCUCCUUCAUCUGCUUGUCAUUUACUCCUCUAUGUUCGCUCGUCGUCUGGCGAGGUGAUUGGUUUUGUGAUGCCGGCGUUCUUUUGCUCAUAGGCACCUCUGCAAACAAGAGAAAAACAAGAAGUGAGCAGACAGAGGAAACACAAAAAAAGAGACAGCAUAAAAGAUAAGCCCUUUUUUGAUUGACUAAUUUUUCACCCUUUCCGUUUCUUAUUUGUCGAGACGGGCUGUUGUUAUUUAGAAGGAAGAAAAACACCGGCCCAAUCAAUCCCUCAUUUUCUCUGCACACCGAAUUGAACCUCUCCCUUUAAUCAAUUGUUGAUUUUUCUUUGCCUUGCUCUAAAGGGAUUAUUUUCUCCACCUGACUAUAAACACUGGAAUCCUCAGAUUACCUCUAUCUGUCCUCACCCCCAAUGAGACAGUGUGAACCCCUUUGACACCCCACGGCACCCCCCUCGGCGGAAGUGCCUCAACCCUGUGGUCUCUGAUCUCCAUGCCUGUGUUGACUCACUACUACAGUGAUAACAUGGCACAGCGCUUCUGAUACCAUCUGAUUCAUUCUGUGGUGGUACAGGCAUCCAGCAGACCGUUCUCCAUGAGGAGCAGUAGAAGAUGCCGGCUCUGCCAGCACUGCUGCUGUCAAUACACUUCCUCUUCCUCCUGCUAGUCACCAUGCCGCCACGCUCCCUCGGUCAGACCCCUGUGCUCUCCUCCGUCCGCAUGGCGGCGAUCCUGGAUGACCAGUCUGUGUGUGGGCGGGGGGAGCGGCUGGCGCUGUCCCUGGCCCGAGAGAACAUCAACAGCGCCAUGGAGGGUCCGGCCCGCGCCCGGGUGGAGGUGGACAUAUACGAACUGCAAAAAGACUCCCAGUACGACACUACUGACACCAUGUGUCAGAUUCUACCCAAAGGCGUCGUCUCUGUGAUAGGUCCCGCCUCCAGCCCCGCCUCCGGCUCUACUGUCAGUCAUAUAUGUGGAGAGAAGGAGAUCCCUCAUGUAAAGAUCGGUCCGGAGGAAACUCCCCGCUUGCCGUACCUGCGAUUCGCCUCUGUCACGCUGUACCCUAGCAACGAGGACCUGAGUCUGGCCAUAGGAUCCAUCUUACGCUCGUUCAGUUACCCAUCAGCCAGCCUGGUGUGUGCCAAGGCUGAGUGCCUGCUGAGAUUGGAGGAACUGGUCCGCCGCUUCCUCAUCUCCCGGGAGACGCUGUCAAUCAGGAUGCUGGAUGACAACCUGGACCCUACGCCGCUGCUGAAGGAGAUCCGUGACGACAAAGUGGCCACCAUCAUCAUUGAUGCAAACGCUUCCGUCUCCUAUCUCAUCCUCAAGAAGGCGUCAGAGCUGGGGAUGACGACUGCAUUUUACAAGUACAUCCUCACCACAAUGGACUUCCCGCUCCUGAGACUGGAUGACAUAGUGGAUGAGCAGUCCAACAUCGUGGGUUUCUCCAUGUUUAACACCACCCAUCCCUUCUACUUGGAGUUCAUCCGGAGCUUGAAUCUCUCGUGGAGGGAGGGAUGUGACCUGACGUACCCCGGGCCGGCGCUCUCGUCAGCGCUGAUGUUUGAUGCGGUGCAUGUGGUGGUGGGGGCCGUGAGGGAAUUGAACCGCAGUCAGGAAAUCGGAGUGAAGCCGCUCAGCUGCUCCUCGCCUCAGAUCUGGCAACACGGGACCAGUCUGAUGAACUACCUGCGCAUGGUGGAGUACGAUGGUCUGACAGGGCGUGUGGAGUUCAACAGCAAAGGGCAGAGGACCAACUACACCCUGCGGAUCCUGGAGAAGCACAGAGGAGGCCACAAAGAGAUCGGGAUCUGGUACUCCAACAACACCCUGGCAAUGAACUCCACCAGUCUGGACAUCAAUGUUUCGGAGACGCUGGCCAACAAGACACUCAUCGUCACCACCAUAAUGGAGAACCCAUAUGUGAUGCGCAGAGAGAACUACCAGGACUUCCAGGGCAAUGACCAGUACGAGGGCUUCUGUGUGGACAUGCUGAAGGAGCUGGCAGACAUCUUGAAAUUCUCCUUCAGAAUCAAGCUGGUGGACGACGGGCUGUACGGGGCGCCAGAGCCCAACGGCUCUUGGACUGGCAUGGUUGGAGAGCUAAUCAACAGGAAAGCAGACCUGGCCGUAGCGGGCUUCACCAUCACAUCAGAAAGAGAGAAAGUUAUCGACUUCUCUAAGCCGUUCAUGACCCUGGGGAUCAGCAUCUUGUACCGAGCUCAACUGGGUCGGAAGCCGGGUUACUUCUCCUUCCUCGACCCCUUCUCUCCGGCCGUGUGGCUCUUCAUGCUGCUCGCCUACCUGGCUGUCAGCUGUGUGCUCUUCCUGGCUGCAAGGCUGAGCCCCUAUGAGUGGUACAACCCUCACCCGUGUCUCAGAGAGCGCAGGGACGUGUUGGAGAACCAGUACACGCUGGGGAACAGCCUGUGGUUCCCCAUCGGAGGCUUCAUGCAGCAGGGGUCAGAGAUAAUGCCCAGAGCGCUGUCCACCAGAUGUGUUAGUGGGGUGUGGUGGGCGUUCACCCUGAUCAUCAUCUCCUCCUACACGGCCAACCUGGCGGCCUUCCUCACCGUCCAGAGGAUGGAGGUCCCCAUCGAGUCUCCGGACGACCUGGCCGACCAGACCAACAUCGAGUACGGCACCAUCCACGGAGGGAGCACCAUGACCUUCUUCAUGAACUCGCGGUACCAGACCUACCAGCGGAUGUGGAACUACAUGAACUCAAAGCAGCCCAGUGUGUUUGUGAAAAGCACCGAGGAGGGCAUCGCCCGCGUGGUCAACUCAAAAUACGCCUUCCUGAUGGAGAGCACCAUGAACGAGUACCACCGCGGCCUCAACUGCAACCUCACUAAGAUCGGAGGCCUGCUGGAUACCAAGGGCUACGGCAUCGGCAUGCCACUGGGGUCUCCAUUCAGAGAUGAGAUCUCGCUGGCCAUCCUCCAGCUGCAGGAGAAUAACAGGCUGGAGAUACUGAAGAGGAGGUGGUGGGAGGGAGGCCAAUGCCCCAAAGAGGGGGACCACCGUGCCAAGGGCCUGGGCAUGGAGAACAUUGGGGGCAUCUUCGUGGUUCUGAUCUGUGGCCUCAUCAUCGCCGUGUUUGUGGCCAUUAUGGAGUUCGUGUGGUCGACACGCCGCUCUGCAGACACCGAUGAGGUGUCUGUCUGUCAGGAGAUGAUCACCGAGUUCAGAAACGCCGUCUCCUGUAAGAAGAGUUCCCGUAUGCGUCGCCGUCGGCCCCUCAACAGCUCGGCGGCCCUGCGUAACCCCGCCCGCAUCGCGCUGGGCGCCCCCCGCCCGCUGCGCCUGGUGCGGGAGAUGCGCCUCAGCAACGGGAAGCUGUACAGCGGAGCCGGGCCUCUGACGGGCGGAGCUGGAGGUUCGGGACCCCCUGAUCUGGGCCCCGGUCCCCAGCGGAUCCUCGAUGAUCCCCUGGGAGCCAACACCACCCCUCCUCCUCCACCGGCCCCCACCCCGGUGAUGCUGCCCGCCCGCAGCUGCGCCCACGUGCGGAUCUGCCAGGAGUGCCGGAGGAUCCAGAGCCUGAGAUCGGGCACCUUAGGGGCCACCUCCACCAGAAUACCCCCGUCAUCGGCCCCCCUGCCCAGGCUACCCCCACCCCCGCCCCCCAUCUCAUCCAACACAGACAGUGAGGGCGCAGGGGGGCCCAGCCCGCGGCAGCUACACCACGGCACCCCCCCCCACACCUCCAGACCCCUCCCUCCUCCACAGAACAGCAACACCACAGACCUGCUGGGCGACCAGGACUGAGAGCAGAGGAGCGGAGGUGGGGGGGGAUAUUUGUGCUGCUGAGAGAAACGCUGCUUGUUUCCACCUGAGCAAUGGGAGGACAAAAAGAGGGGGGAGAUGGAGGGAGAAAAGAGAUGAACUGAGCCAAUAGAAAAUGAGACGACCUUUAUAAGGAGAGGGAACACGUGAUAGACCUGAAUACUGUGAGGCGGUCGGUUCAGAUUCUGUCAUAAACUCCCAUUAACAGUUCAGUUUGGACACAUCUGACCACACACAUGACCAGCUGAUGGUUUCCAUUGGCUUCCUCUCCUUCCUCCCCCUCUCACUUCACCUUCAGAUUUGAGGGCGCUAGCUUUCUUUCCACAGACUCUAAAUACCCCCUCUAUUAAAAUGAAGCCUUGUUGGAGGACAUACUGUAUCCGUAUGUGAUUUAAAACCGCAACUAAAAGACUUCCAGAGAAUUAUUUCCUGUUGUUUCUUUUCUUUUGUUGUCUCUCUCGUUUUGUUACCAUUGUUCUAAGUGGGAAUUACAGAGUUAAGUACAGACUACAUGUGACAAUACGGUGGAUUAUGACAAAGUAAGGAACUCGACUGCGGCUUAUUGUGUUCCAGAGUUUUGUGUCCCUCCCUGUGACCCGUAGCUGGAAGCUGGAUUGAAAAGACAAAAGCUAACAGUAGCAGUAGGAAACUGUUUCUUUACACUAAGUGUGUGUGUUUGUACAAAAAUGUGUCUUUAAAUGUGUCUUUAAAUACUUUAAAGUGAGGAGAACCAUGUUCCCUGCAACAGCGCCCUUCUACAAAUGUUAGAUAAUCAGAUGGAGAGACUGAGCAAGAGGUUUUGAAAUGUGAAAUGAAUGUCCCUCGUUAUCCCGGGUAACACUUGCCAAGCCUUUACUCCUUUUUCACCUCUGCUCACACAGCGUUGAGGAGAUAGAGAGGCAGAGCCCGGGAGGAACGACAGGGGAACAGAGAGGGAUGAGAUAGAAAACACGCAGCGAGGAAAAAGGACACCACUGAAUUUGAAUGAGAAAUCCUUCGCUGAACUACUUCCAUUAUUAGAUCUGUCCUGAUCUGUUAAUUCUGGGCAUCUUUUAAGGCGAUUGUUAACGCGCCAGCGGGCUCCAGCUCCUUCUCCUCUCGGUUUAACAACUUGGCUCCUGCCAGACUGAUAGACUCAACACAGCCUCGUCAAUACUGUUUCAAGCUUUUGAUCGCCUAAUUACUCCCCUCGGUGGCAGGGGACUCGUUCAGGAGGGGGGGUUGAACACAGAAACAUGCUGAUAAAUAGAUUUAGAAUAAAUACAUGUUUUUUGUAGCACUGCGCCUGGGAAGAGAAGCUCGUCUAAUGAUGCUGUUAAUGUUACAGCCUAAUGCUCAGCUAGAUCCAAACACUACACUUUAUUAGCCACGGGCCUUAAAGGGAUGGUGGAUUUGCAGAUUGUUAUGCGUUUUAUUUCCACUUCUGCACACCGGUGAUCAUUAAGAGCAUACUUUACAUUGUUACCAGAUUCUCAAUCCCCGAAGUUACCAGUUUUCCCAGCAUGUGGUAUAAUUACAUAGAGCAUUCAAAAAAAAGGCUGGUUUGAAUCUAUAAUUCUCCUAUUGUCCACAAAUCCAACACAUAGACCACAAUCACCAAUGAAUUGAUAAAAUGACCAGACUUAUAAUUAUCCAGAGCAUGUAACCUUUUAUAACUCCAUGCAAUGGAUUUCUAUUGAAUACAAGAAUAAAAACCAUUAAAAUACACACAAAGGAGUCACACCGUUGCUUUGAGCCACGUUUUCUCAAGACUAUUUCUCUUUUCUGAGGAAACUAUGUAAUGGUGCCCAUUUUAAGAGAAGUUACAAAGUAAUUAGGUUUUUUUUUGUAAACACUGAAAGGGAUGAGACCACCGAUAUUAAUCCGAAAGGAAUAAAAUGAAUGCUUACACAACAAGUAGUAUCCUUAUGAAGCAAGAUGAUCAGAUUGAGGUCUAAACUGUAAUGAGUUUUCUGCAGCGAUAUUUCCCUUCAGUUAUCAGUGUGUUCUCUGUGGUUCAACCCCUCUGUGUGAGGGUCCCUUCAGAAGUAAAUGUCCUGAUUUAUUUUGCACAAUAGCCCAUUAUCCCAUAGUAUAUAUAUAUAUAUUUUUGAUAUGACAUAUCAAGUGCUGUAUUAGCAUUUUCUGCACCGCAGGUCAUUGACUCAUCAGUGUCUCAGUGUUUAUUGAAUCAGUUAUCUAAUCAGCUCCCAACAUACUCGCUGUAAAGUGAUUCACUAAACUAAGGCGUUUUGACACACUCUUUUACAUAUAGUAAGUAACUAUUGCUCCAAAAAAGAAACAUAUGAGGGUAAUCUGAUGAAACGUAUCUCCGUCAUCCUGGCUGUGUUUUCUUAGUGUUUGUCUUCUGGUUUGAUUUCCUGACAGCAGAUUGUAUGAAUGCUUUUCAACAGCUGAUUCUCAAUUGAACUUCAUGAACUUGGUUUUAUUUCUUUAAUAUGUUUUCUGGCCCCGUGUUUCCCCACUUGAAAGACCUCUUGACCCCCAUGAGUUUCCUCUAAAACACAUUUACAAACUGCUUCACAUUUAACCGAGGGGUGACAUGCUUUCAAUUCAGAUCCCACCAAAAAGCAGGACUACGAUCCCUCACUUCCCACCCAUCCAUAUUCAGCAGUCAUACAAUGUAAAAUAGAAACCCACCAGUUCAGCCCUUCACAAUUCCCCCUGGGUUAUAAAAAAAAUACAUGGCAUUGUUGUCUGGGCAAACGUUGCAUUGCCGUAUGAAAUUAUGCAUUUCGCAGGGAAACAGAUUUGUCGAGUGUUGUGCUCCAGAUAAUGAAUGAUAACAUUGUUUGCACACAUUAUGCUGUUUCUACCAAUGAUUUCUGUCAGCAGACGCCGGCCUGGAUUCAGUUUCUCUCUGUUUACUUCUCCCUUUGUGUCCUGAAUGCUGACAAGGCAACCGGAGCCAACCCCUUUCCACAAGAAGUCACAGUACACACACACACAUACACAUCUUCAUUUCCAAUUCCCUUGUUGUCCAAAGGUUGUAAACCCACUGUUGUUUUCAAUUGUGUCUCUUUCCUGUGUUCACUUUGGGUUGUUGUGGUACGAAUUCACAAACUUGAUGUGUGACAGCUGCACAUAGACAACGAAUAAGGGUCCAUCCACGGCUUCAAAACAUCAGCUGAAAGCGUUUACUAGAGGCAAGAUGAAGGUUAAAAAGAAUAUUGUUUGUUUGUAUAACUUCUAGUAUGAAGGUAAGGGAGGGUCACAAAACAAAUCAGAAGGGGUGUCUGAGCAGUCACUCCACAAAACAAAGCUUUUUUGUUUAUUUUUAUGUUCUUUUCUUUGGUAUUUUUUCAUAUUUCUAUACUAGUGCUAAAUGGAUUAUUAAAACUGAUGAUGAAUAUUAUGAUGAAAUUGUUGUUAUUAUUCCUAUUAAAGAGCAAGAGGUUCUAUAGUGUGAUUGUGGGUGAAGGGGGGUGGGAGGUGCAAUGGUGCUCUGCAGAGAGAUUGCCCUGUUGUUCAAAACCUAUAGACACACAAACUUCUUUUGGAAUAAAAAAAUAUUCAAACAGUC